Diaporthe batatas is the source of this 1332-nucleotide messenger RNA. RefSeq lists its product as uncharacterized. The transcript has 3 exons. The record is from RefSeq and is a predicted model, not a curated record. The coding region runs from base 1 to 1332 and encodes 443 amino acids. Gene Ontology annotation, biological process: protein refolding. NCBI's taxonomy places the organism in Eukaryota, Fungi, Ascomycota, Sordariomycetes, Diaporthales, Diaporthaceae. Gene Ontology annotation, cellular component: cytoplasm.
AUGGCCCACAUACGCUUUGCCUCCAGUGACAAAGAGGAAUGGUACGAUUGGUACAAAAGACUUGGCGCACAUCCCGAGGCAUCAGAGAAGGAACUCAAGAAGGCAUAUUACAAGAGAGCCAAAGUUGAGCAUUCUGAUAUUGAUAAGACACCAGGCGCCAAGGCUAGGUUCCAAAAUCUUCGAGAUACUUACGAGAAUCUGUGCGAUCCAUCGAAAAGAAAGACACAUGACCAAGAGAGGCUUGACAGGCACAAGGCUGCAGCAGCAGAGACUGCACGCAUGAUGGCUUCCCGGCCCUCGGUUGCGGACGCCUUAAAGGCUAAGUGGGAGGCUGAGGAGGAAUAUCUGCGAAAACUUGAAGAGUUCCGAAAAAGAGAGACCAGAAAGGACACCCAGCCAGCAUCGCCACAAACUUCUCCUCACAGACAACAGAAGCAAGACGCAAAUAAGCCAAGAGAAAGCCCACAAAAACCUCAAGAUACGAAAACACAGCGCUCUAAAGAAGCUGCCCCGAAAGGGAGGCAGCGGCAGGCAGAGCCAGAGAGGACGGAGGAGAGCCGAAGGAGGGAGCAGAAGAUGGCAGAGGAGGAACUCGCGAAAAGAAAAGCCGUUGCUAAGCAGAAGAGACUCAAAGAAGACGCAGCUAGGAAAAAGGCUGAGGAAAACGAGCGCCUGCAGGAGCGAAUACUAGUCAUCCGGUCCCUCCCUCCAGGGACAAAGCUGGAAGAUGUCUUUGACCCUCUCAUCAAGUUGGCUCCCGGUCCAGUCUUCCGCGCAACUCUGUGGUCAAACAACAUGGUCGAGAUCGAGUUUUGCACAGAAGCCGCAGCCAGAGUCAUUUUUUAUCUGGCUAAGAAGGACCAGCUUUACAUAAGAGACAGGUCUGUCAUCAAUUUUGAGCUCACCCGGUCAAAGAACGAGCUGCCGGUCAUCAGCAACAAGUCGCGUGUUUUGGUCCUGCGCAAGAAAGGGUUCGAGGGCAUAACUUUGAAGAAUGAGAGUCUUCGGAGCUUCUUCACGAGAUUCAAUUUGCAAGUAGAACGGAUCGUGGAACACCCGCCGGCUGCCUGGAGUUCCGUCACAGUUCGCUUGGCCUCGUGGGCAGACGCUGAGAGAGCGAUGAGGCUGCUUGCUAAAUCUCAGCCACACGUCAAUGUCCAAUACGGACCGGAUCCAUGCGGAAUGAAGGACAAUAUGGCGAGGUCGAAGGUCAAAUUGUCUGGCUCGGAGGAUACGGAGCAAGAGGAGACAAAGUCAUUAGAUUCGGUCGGUGACCUGGUCUCUAAUCUUUUCUUCAUAGGCCUGCUCCUUUUGAUGGUUGCCUUCUUCUGA